GUCUUCGCGUUCCUCUUUAGUCUAUGGUCAAUUUGUGUUCCUUAUAAGGAAGCGUUGUCUUUUUCACAAAAUAUAGAAAAUCGACUAGAUUUUUCUUUGCAAAUAACAUAAACAUAGUUCAAACACUAAAAUGUCGAAGGCACAUCCUCCAGAAUUGAAAAAGUUUAUGGACAAAAAGUUGUCACUCAAGAUAAAUGCCGGGCGAGCCGUGACAGGUGUCCUGCGAGGUUUCGACCCCUUCAUGAAUUUAGUGUUGGACGAAUCGGUGGAGGAAUGCAAGGAUGGACAACGCAACAAUAUAGGCAUGGUGGUCAUUCGCGGAAACAGUAUCAUCAUGUUGGAGUCAUUAGAUAGAAUAUAGUAUUGUAUAAAUUCAUUACCUAAAUUAAGAUUAAUUAAUUUUAGAACCAA
This is a messenger RNA of Maniola jurtina (meadow brown), 411 nucleotides long. RefSeq names its product probable small nuclear ribonucleoprotein G (gene SNRPG). Bases 131 to 361 code for a protein of 76 amino acids. The transcript is spliced from 3 exons. Gene Ontology annotation, molecular function: RNA binding. Gene Ontology annotation, cellular component: spliceosomal tri-snRNP complex; U4 snRNP; U2 snRNP. The record is from RefSeq and is a predicted model, not a curated record. Gene Ontology annotation, biological process: mRNA splicing, via spliceosome; spliceosomal snRNP assembly. Lineage: Eukaryota; Metazoa; Arthropoda; Insecta; Lepidoptera; Nymphalidae.